Messenger RNA from Rotaria sordida, 633 nucleotides. The record is from the annotation of a GenBank genome assembly. Lineage: Eukaryota; Metazoa; Rotifera; Eurotatoria; Philodinida; Philodinidae.
AUGUUUUACUACGCACUUUUCAUUGCUCUUACACUCUUUACGGUAGUUUUACAUAGUAAACCAGCAACAUUUCGAGCAAAUCAACCAAAGCCAUGUUGCGUACCCAACCAAUUUAGUGCUCUCAUCACUACAUCAACUGCCGCAGAAGUACCAAAUGCUGAAACGGUGGCUACUUAUAGUGUUUUUAAUUUUUCAUACGAUUUAACUCGUGGUUUGGUUGGAGCGAAGGGUAUAUCUUAUUCAAUAAUAGAUCAAAAGGAGUCAAAUCUAUGGAUAAUUGAAAAUGUUGCUGAAAAUCAAACCUAUAUAAUAGAUCUAAAUUCAAAAAAAUGUAUUAAAGAAUCAAGUUCAAUUGGACUGUUUCAUUGUAUACCAGAAUCUGCAACUUAUUUGUAUUCAUCUAUGCAUGGUUUCGACAAUAACCAAUUUAAAGGAGAUACAUGGUAUGUAGAAGAUAACAAUGCAGUUAGCUUUGUAACUGUUAGUGAUGAUGGUAAUUGCAUUCCAGUGAGUACUAAUACUUUCAUUUCGAAUCCUCAUGCAGUUAAUUCUGCAACAAUUACAAAUUAUGUACCAAAAAUUAAUGAUCCAAGUAUAUUUGAUAUUCCAGAAGAAUGCAAAAAUAUUGUUUAG